AUGGAAAAUGUAUCUCACAAGAAUCAUAUAGAAAUGUUCAAUCUGUCAUUCUACGAGAUACGCGAUCACAUUGUCCUGGGUAUUCACUCGCAGGAACUAGCGGUGUUUGCGAUGGGCAGGUACCACACAUCGACCGCCGCGCUCCUGGCCGAUCUACAAGAAGGUGGACGAUUGUUUGAACUCCGUAAGGCACAGGGUGCCACCGUGAAGCCGUCCGGAGAUAAAGGUUGGAAAACAUUCCCGAAAGCACAAAGGAAAACUGCUGCACCAGCACCAACUGCAGAAGAGCAAAACACAAACGUCAUCGCCAAUAGAAUGACGUCGAUCAGGGAUGAAGAAGCGGAAAAGAAGACUGCUUUAGUUACCGAGGACCGAACAGUGGCAAAGAUAACACAGGACUUCUGGUUUACCGGUUUGAAACGAUACGUCCGACAACACAUACAAAUGUGCCUCGAUUGUCUGACCCACAAACGGCCGGCCGGUAAGAAACCGGGACUCCUCCACCCUAUCCCAGCGGGAAGACGACCAUUUGAAGUCGUUCAUGUUGAUCAUCUGGGACCCUUCGAAACCAGUUCAACGGGAAAUCGAUAUAUAUUAGUUUUGGUCGACAAUAUGACUAAGUAUACACAUCUGUAUGCGUGCCGAUCCACUGAUGCUGCUGGUGUUGUAAGACGUUUAAUUAAGUUUUGUGAUACACGUGGAGUGCCACGCCGUAUUGUCAGUGACCGGGGUACCUGUUUUACCAGUAGGUCGUUUGAAGAUUUCUGUCGACAACGAGGGAUCAGUCACACCCUCAAUUCCACUCGGCACCCACAGGCGAACGGGCAAGUGGAAAGGGCGAACAGAACGAUACUAUCACUCCUCAGCAUGAUGACCGACAACCAACAGCGUUGGGACAUCCAUCUGCCGGAAAUCGAACGGCACCUCAAUUCGGCGGUGAACAAGUCGAGUACUAAAUCACCUUUCGAAGUGCUACAUGGAUACAACCCACGGUAUCAUGGGGGCGUCUUAUACGAUCACAGCCGCACUCGCGAUGAUUGGACAGAUCCGCAUGAGCUUCAAGAUCGUGCAUGUUCCUCGAUCGCUCAAAGUCAGUCGCCUAUGAAGGUUUUGUACGAUCAGCGUCACCAUCGAGGUGUGAAAUAUGAUGUAGGGGAGGUCGUUGUGAUGAUGCGACAACCGCGGCCCGAUCAAAACUCCAAGUUGCAAGCAAAAUAUCGAGAACGACCCCUGCAGGUCAUGGAAGUGCUGCCGGGCGACACGUACAGAGUGGCGGAACUGGCCACCGAUGGUCGUGAGGUGUAUGCGACGACGGCUCACGUAUCGCAGCUAAGGUCCUGGAAAAUCCUUCGUGAGGUUGAAGAGGAUCCACCAGACAAUGUCCGACACGAGGUCGAGGUUGAAGAGGAUCCACCAGACAAUGUCCGACACGAGGUCGAGGAAACACGCUCCGUCGUAGCCGAUGCGGGGAUUGCCAGGCCCAGUCGAUCCAGGAGGCGUCCUGCCCACCUCGCGGACUAUGAGCUGGAUGAGGUAUAG
This is a messenger RNA of Macrosiphum euphorbiae (potato aphid), 1539 nucleotides long. NCBI's taxonomy places the organism in Eukaryota, Metazoa, Arthropoda, Insecta, Hemiptera, Aphididae. The record is from the annotation of a GenBank genome assembly.